AUCAUCACUCACAUUUCUGUUUUGAAAUGUGAACCUCAAAGAAAUUGCAAUACUAAGAUUUUAAUAAAAAUACGUUAAAUACGUAAUCUAGAAAUGGAGACUGCGGGAGACACAGUGCCUGAAUUUGACAAACCUUCUAGUAUAGGUCUUAAGCUCAAAUUGAGUCAUGAACACCCAUUACAAAGUAAACAAAUUAUUAAACCGAAACCCCAUCAAAUAAUUGAAAUGAUGCCUCUUUCAGCAAGAUAUUUAAAAUACUACAUUGGGAAAAAAAUUAAUAAAAAACGCCCUAUUAUGGACUUUGUUCACCUUAUUUCAGCACAAAGAAUGUAUGGUUGUCCUAUUGGGGGCAUUGGAGGAGGAACUAUAGGCAGAGGAUUCAAGGGAGAAUUCUGCCGUUUUCAGCUGAGUCCAGGUCUAUAUGAAUAUGUUAUGGUGCCUGAGUGUCAGUUUAUUGUAAACAUUCAGAAUGAGAAAAAGGAGACCUUGUUUCAAUCUGUGCUUUCAACAUAUGAGAAACCAAAGAGAGCUCCACCUUCAUGGGAAUGGAACUUAAAUGCAGAAGAUUGUGAGUAUACUGCUCUAUACCCUCGAGCUUGGACGACAUAUGACCUAUCAAAAUAUGGAAUCAAGCUAAUAUGUAGACAAAUAUCACCUGUCAUUCCUCAUAACUACAAAGACAGCAGCCUGCCUUGUGCUGUGUUUGUAUUUUCAGCACAAAAUAUUAGCAAUGAACAUAGAAAUGUUAGUAUAACAUUUACAUGGACUGAGGUUCUCGGAGGAUCCAAUAAAAAGAAAUCUACCGCCAAACUUGAUUUAGAAAGAUAUGCAGAAGAUCACACUAGUGGUGUCACACUAGAGCAAAGAAUUGAUGAAACUCCUUGCACAUUCACGUUAGCUAAGAAGAAACAUGAAAAUGAAACUAUUCAUGAAGACUACUGUCUAUGGAAUGCAAAUAAAACCUCUUCAUACGUUUGGGAAUGUCUCAAGAAACAUGGGAGACUGGAGCCUGAUCCCAGUCUGACGCCACCUCCACCUAAGGUGCCUGAAAAGACAGAGAAAGAAGAAAAAGAGAAAAAGGAGAAACAAAAGAAAAGCUACAAAUGUGAUUCAGUAGGCCUUUCUUCUGUUAUAUCUUUGGAUCCCGGAGGAACUGGUUCUACGGAGUUUAGUUUAGUUUGGGACAUGCCAAUAAUUAAAUAUAAGAAGGAUAAAAAGAUACAUAAGAGGUAUUAUACAAAAUACUUUGGCAGCGAUGGAAUCGCUGGUGCCAGCAUAGCUGCGUACGCACUUAGGAACUAUAAAAAUUGGGAGAAGCAAAUUGCAGAGUGGCAAGAUCCUAUAUUGACAAAUAACAAUAUACCAGACUGGUUAAAAAGUGCCUUAAUGAAUGAGCUUUAUUAUAUUGCGGAUGGUGGAACUAUUUGGUUCGACGUUCACGAAGAGUAUCCAGAAUCUGAUCCUAGACACGAUUUUGGAUUGUUUGGUUAUUUGGAAGGUCAUGAAUAUAGAAUGUAUAAUACAUAUGAUGUACAUUUUUAUGCGUCAUUCGCAUUAGCACAGCUGUGGCCUAAUUUACAAGUCGUAUUGCAGUAUAUGUUCCGUGAUACUGUUGCGUUAGAAUCUGAAAAAUGCAGACUGUCACUGUACGAUGGGAAGUCUGUGAAGCUUAAGACCAAAAACUCUAUACCACACGACCUUGGAGAUCCAGAGGACAUACCGUUCGCUCACAUAAACGCGUACAACAUACACGACGUAAGCGAGUGGCGAGAUUUGAACCUCAAGUUCAUACUGCAAGUGAUCCGCGACUACCGCGUGCUACGUGGUCACACGGCCCCCUUCAGCAACGAAAGGUACCACUCUAUGGCGUAUAUAGAUGACGUCAGAGAUGGUACUGAGGACGAUCUGUACUCUAGAUCCACGGGGCAAGCGGAGAAAUCGCCCUUAAACACACCAGAGUCUACGGAGGAAUCCACGCCGGUCACACGUGUGAACAAACCUUAUUGUGUAGGAGAUAUACUGGAUCUGCUGUACAGAAGCACAGAGCCCGAAGCUGAAGGCGAAGAUAGUGGUGAUAAGCCAGAAGCAAUAGAGACUUCGAAUGUGUGGGAUUGUAAGACGUAUUUGGCAGAUAUGUAUCCGUCCUGCGUCGCGUUACUACGCCGUUCUGCCAUGUGGGACAAGGACGGAGAUGGACUCAUAGAGAACGGGGGAUUCCCCGAUCAGACUUACGACGCCUGGGUCAUGCAAGGACCGAGUGCUUAUUGCGGUGGUCUUUGGGUUGCAUCUGUGUCUGUUGUGCGUGCGAUGGCACAUAUUCUCGGCUUUGAAGAAGAUGAGAGAGAAUUCGCCAAGUUAUUGGACCAAGCUCGCCACUCGUUCGAAGAAAAACUCUGGAAUGGAUCAUACUAUAAGUUCGACACAAGACCCGCUAAUGCUAAAGUCGUUAUGGCCGAUCAACUCGCUGGGCAUUGGUAUCUACGCGCAUCCGGUUGGACGGAGCCAGUGUUUCCGGAGGUGAACGUGAAGAAAGCGUUAAGGGUUAUAUACGAAAACAAUGUCCUUCGUUUCAAAGAGGGCCGUAUGGGUGCCGUAAACGGUUACGUUACCGGCGAACGCGGCCACGUAGACACAACCGCCGUACAAAGCGAGGAAGUGUGGACUGGAGUCACUUAUGGAUUAGCCGCCCUUAUGAUAUAUGAAGAUAUGCACGAGGAAGCGUUCAUAACCGCUGGCGGUUUGAAUAAAACACUACUACAAAUGGGUUUAUUAUUCGAAACUCCUGAAGCUCUACUGGAAAAUGGUCACCAUAGGUCCAUAGCAUAUAUGAGACCGUUGUCCAUAUGGGCCAUGUACCAGGCUAUAGUCGCUCGGCCCCCGCCCCCCGCGCCUUUAGCCAAUGGACAAGUGAAUAAUACCAAAGAGAAAACAAAAUUGUGAUCACACCAUAUUGCUUUUGUUUUAUUUUUUACAUUUUAUUAUUUAGGAUUAUAGUAUUUAUUAUUAGACGGAUAAUUCAAUUUUUGCAAUAUUACACGGUGGUGUCUAAACACGAUGUGUAAUUAUGGUUUUUAGAUUCUCCGGUUUUUAGGGCUUUCGACAAGGAAUUUUGUAAUUUAUUCGCGUCUGUCUCUCUGUCCGUGAAUGAUUUCAAAGAUUCAUAGUAUUAGUAAACAAUAGUCAAUAAACUUAUAAAAUGUGUUUAUUAUAUAUUAAAAAGGAGAAAAAUUGUACAAGUUCUGUUCCAGUUACUUAAAGUAAAUGUCGUUGAUUGAUAGCGGUAAGUAGUGGGUACCGAUGCCUCCCUUUUUUUCAAAUCUUGCCUAAUAUUAAAAAAAUAAAUGUAAACUGUUAUUGUAGCAAGUCAACGGCUACAAACAAUUAUUAUUUCACACCUAUCAAUAAUUGAUGUCCAUACAGUUUCAUUUCGAUUGGCAAAUAAACAAAGGAUAUCCAAGGGAUUGAAUAGGUUUUUUCAAAAUAUGUAUAUAUUUGGUAUAGUAUUUUGGUAAAUAGUGUACUAUUUAUUUACUGGCACAUCUCUCCGACUAAUAUAAAGUUUAUGGUUACUUAGG
Messenger RNA from Diatraea saccharalis (sugarcane borer), 3575 nucleotides. NCBI's taxonomy places the organism in Eukaryota, Metazoa, Arthropoda, Insecta, Lepidoptera, Crambidae. The record is from the annotation of a GenBank genome assembly.